Molecule: messenger RNA, 794 nt
Organism: Magallana angulata
Lineage: Eukaryota; Metazoa; Mollusca; Bivalvia; Ostreida; Ostreidae
Product: caveolin-1-like
Exons: 2
Coding region: 101-493 (130 amino acids)
Biological process (GO): caveola assembly
Cellular component (GO): caveola
Molecular function (GO): molecular adaptor activity
Source: RefSeq, a predicted model, not a curated record
UGACGAUAUGUCUUGUUUAAUUUUUUAAAGUUCAGACCACAACAUAUAUUGCAGCGAACCCUUUACAACACCUUGCACGUGCAGCAUCUAAGUUAGCAAAAUGUCAGGCGAUGAAAUCGAUCUCGAUAACAGAGACCCAAAUAAUCUGAACAGCCAUUUAGGGACUCUUCAUUUCAACGAUGUCCUAGGAGAACCUGACGGUACCCACAGUAUUGACUGCGUGUGGAAAAUGUCCCACGCCUGCUUCAAUCUGUGGAAAGGACUGUGCUACAAGAUCCUCACUCUGUGCUUUGGGUGCUGUAUCGCUGCUGAAUGGGGCUGCGAGUUCGCCAUCAUUGCCUUCUACCACGUCUGGUUUAUUACUCCUUGUCUGAAGAUUUUCGAAAUCAACUGCGGUCUUUGCCAACGAAUCUACACCAACUGCGUCAAUUGUUGCGUGGUACCUUGCUGUGAAGCCUUCGGAGGAAUGUUCCAUCAUUUCAAAAGCACGUGAAAAACGCCCAUAAUUAGAACAAUAUUUUGUUGAGAUAUUAAGUCAGAUGUUUCUGUUGUUUUGUCGAAAUAUGCAUUCACUAUCUGUAUUUCUUUUGGAUAUUUUCGUAAUGUUUACUGGUUUCUUUUCGAACACAUUAGAAUCACAAAUUGACAAAAUAAUAGAUAAAGCUAUACUCUUUUUUAAACUGUUUAUUAGCUUCACAAUGUUUAUCUCUCUUAAAUGUAAAAUAAAUUUUGUUGCGAUAUUUUACUUCCAUUGUAAUUCUUUAAAAGAAGUAGAAAGAAGGAAGAUAAUGCAU